Camellia sinensis is the source of this 932-nucleotide messenger RNA. The record is from RefSeq and is a predicted model, not a curated record. NCBI's taxonomy places the organism in Eukaryota, Viridiplantae, Streptophyta, Magnoliopsida, Ericales, Theaceae.
ACCAAUGUCGAUCCAAGUAAGAGAAUAGAAGAUGCUAAGCUUGCAAGAGAUUUUCAAACUACCUUGCAAGAAUUCCAGAAAAUUCAACAGCUCGCCUCUGAGCGCGAGUCUACAUACUCACCCUUUGCCCAACCAUCUACUAUGAGCACAACCACUAGCUCAGUUGAAUAUCCAGCACCUACAAUGGACCAGGAGAACCAGCCAUUUCUCAUGGAACAGAAAAGGCAAGAGUUAUUACUGCUGGGAAAUGAAAUUGCAUUCAAUGAGGCCAUCAUGGAGGAAAGGGAUCAGGGUAUUAUAGACAUACAAGAUCAAAUUGGUCAAGCAAAUGAAAUAUUUAAGGACUUAGCUGUUCUAGUUCAUGAGCAGGGUGUUGUUAUUGAUGACAUUCACUCAAACAUUGAGGCUUCCUCUGCUGCAUCAACCCAGGCUAGAGUACAGCUAUCUAAAGCUUCCAAAACUGUCAAAUCUAAAUGUUCAUGGUGUUGGUGGGUGCUGGCAAUUUUCGUAGUGGUGUUGGUGAUCGUGUUCAUUGUCUUUAUCAUAUAGCAUGCGAGUACAAGUCUGCAGCUGUAGUGUGAGAUUUGUAGAUGAAACGUGUAGUGGUGCCUAUCCUUUCUAAUUGGUAUCCGUGUGUUGAAUCUUCAUGUUCUCUGUUGAAAAGAGAAAUUAAAAAUAAAACCGGAAAAGAGGGGAAAAGUGUGAUGGAUUUUAAUUUAUUUUAAGAAACAUGUGUUGGAGUGGAUGUUUUCUUUUUGCAGAGCCGGCCCUUUGUCGUGCUGUCCUGAGCAUGAACAAAUAGUGCAUCUGAUGUAUAUUUUAUGUUUGUUUUGGGUUUGAUUGUCAUAAUUGGUGUGAUUGGAACCAGCUCCUAUUGUUCUCCGAUUUGUGAUUUGUGAUUUGUGAUUUAUGAAGAGAAUGUAUUGCUUAGA